AUGAGCCUCGGCCUGAAGGUUCUCCGCAGCAACAGUCUGCUUGAGUCCACAGAUUAUUGGCUGCAGAAUCAGAGGACGCCCUGCCAAAUUGGUUUUGUGGAAGACAAAUCCGAAAACUGUGCUUCUGUCUGCUUUGUGAAUUUGGAUGUGAACAAGGAUGAGCGCAGCACGGAGCACCUACAACAGAAAUUGGUCAGCGUGUCACCAGAUCUUCCAAAACUUAUCAACUCCAUGAAUGUCCAACAGCCAAAAGAAAAUGAGAUUGUCUUACUAAGUGGGUUGACAUCCGGAAAUCUCCAAACAGAUUUUGAAGUUUCACAGUGUCCUUGGCUGCCGGAUAUUUGCUUGGUGCAGUGUGCAAGAGGGAACAGACCAAACAGUACCAAUUGCAUCAUCUUUGAAAUCAACAAGUUUUUGAUCGGCCUGGAACUGGUGCGCGAACGGCAACUCCAUGUGGAAACAAACACGCUGAAGCUGGAGGAUGACACAAACUGUUCUCUGUCCUCCAUUGAGGAGGAUUUCCUCACGGCGUCCGAGCACUUGGAGGAGGAAAGCGAAGUGGAAGAAUAUAGAAACGGUUUUGAAAAUAUAAAUGUCUCCACACAUGCUCUAGAAAGUAAAAAGCCAAUGGAAGCCUGUCGGGAUGAAUGGAAUUACAACAAGGAAAUGUCACUUUAUGCUUUGGAAGACAUAUACAGUCACAAAUGCCAUACACAUACACCAGUGAUUAAACCAGAAGUGUUUCUAGAAAAAGCAGCAGAAGAAACCUACUUGAGGAGUCUAGAUCCCUCCGCCAAACCAUCCCAGUGGAAAGGUGAAGCUGUAAGUUAUUCUAAACCAACUACCAAUUAUAACUGCUGUUCAGAAAUGAUUCAAGGUCAGGUGGAAAGAUCACAGGCACAUCAUCCUCCAGGUGAUGCUAAUUUCACCAGGUUGGUUAAGAGAGAUAAGUCUUCUGUGUUUGACACCAUCACUGAACAUGCCAAAAAUUUAGAGCCAAGAGUGCCUGCAGGCAGAAGAAAAUCUCUUCCUCCCAUCCAAGAUGGAGAAGCCACAACUGGCGAGUACGCUAUGAAUUUAGCAGAGUCUGUGCUGCAAGAUGCAUUUAUUAGGUUGUCUCAGUCUCAGCCUGCACUGCCUCAGGAACCCACAGUCGGCCUUUCUGUCAGAAGUGCCAUGCUUCCCAGUGGCUGUUCCACCAUGAAAGACACAGCAGUCCCCAAAAUCAUCAUUGUGCAGAGUCCAGAUGGCAGCGAUGCUGCUGCUGAGCCAGCCGUCUGCUCAUGGCCAGAGUCCGAAGUCUCCCAUGAAACUCCACACGUCCAUUCUGGGAAGAAUUCCAGCAAACACUCCCAGAGUGCUCUGGAAGUCGUGCUAGCUUGUGCAGCCACUGUGAUUGGAACCAUUUCCAGUCCACAGGCCACAGAAAGACUCAAAAUGGAACAAGAAUCCUUGAUGUCGGGCAGCCUGCUGGGCAGCAAUGAGGCACUGCUGACUCAAGACUCACAAGCACUGAAGGAGCCUUCCCUCAGUGAAUACUCCUUCCCCUCUGCUUUAUGUGGAAUGACUCAGGUAGCAAGUGCUGUUGCUGUCUGUGGCCUGGGGGAAGUGCAAGAGGCCAAGUGCCCUAUGGGGACAAGCAGCCUCUUGUCUGCAGCAGUGCCCGCACUUGGGGAAGUGACAGUGGACAGAAGCAUGGACAUGGGGAAUGAAGUUGUUGCGGAGGCUCUCUUCAAGGAGGCCACACUGGUUCUAAUGAGGCCCAACUCCUACAGCAGCAUUAAGGACCUCAUGGAAUCCAUGAAUGAGAGAAUCAUCGAAACUGCUGCAAGGCCUCAGACCCAAUGCUCAGACCACGUCCUCAAGAAUGAGUUGGCACAGAGCCUGGCCAAUGUGAUCCUGAAGCAUUCCAUGGAUGAAGUUCACCAGAAAAGUAAAAUACUAGAACCCAACGAUGAUAGCCAUUCAUCUGAUAAUUUGGACAGGUUAAUGGAAAGAACAAACCAACUGCUCUUCAAUGUAAUCUGUCUCACAUUCAAGAAGAUGAGCAGUCUUGUACAGCUCAGUGAAGGUCCCACUGUCCUCUGUAAGGAGACCAUCAGAUGGAAGGAACCAGAAAUAGGCUGCCAGCUAACUGCGCAGGCUGCUGGUCAAGAGUGGCCAAAAGCUACUGAAUAUGCCAGCAGUCAUUCAACUGACUACCCACCUAACACUGGUCUUGGCAUGAAGGAAACUGUAGACGACAUGAAUCCAAAACAAGAUAACAAGGGCAGAGUGAAUCUUGGCCUCUACAAGAAUUCCAGCAUGCAAUCUGAAGGCUCAAAUAGUCAGGGUGUACACAUUUCCUCAACAGUGAAAACAUCCCCCAAAGAGAUGCAUCUGAAAGGUGCCAUGGGAGACAUUACAAAACUCCAUCAUCAGAUGUCCAGCCUCAGUGAGAAUGAAUGCAGAACCUCUGCAGAGGGAGAAAGGGCAUCUGCAGUCCACAGAUACAGCAAGGGGUCUCUGGAUGCUGAGGACAAUGUCAACCCAAACACCCAAGAAAAACACAAUGGUGACACACCUCUCCACAAUGAAGUUCAGGUCAACCUAUCAUUGUUAGGGAGUGACUUGCUGCUUCCCGCUCAGUCCAUGAUACAAACAAAGCAGGCAGACGUAUACUGCAUUGCAGACUUCGCAGAAGAAUUAGCAGAGACGGUUGUCUCCAUGGCAACUGAAAUCGCAGCGAUUUGCCUUGACAACUCCAAUGGAAAACAACCAUGGUUUUGUGCAUGGAAAAGAGGGAAUGAGUUUCUGAUUACACCAAACUUAUCCUGCCGCACCUUGAAGAGAAAAAAGGAGAGCCAGAGCAGCGGGACCACAGUCAGAAAACACAAGCCACCACGGCUCAGUGAGAUCAAGAGGAAGACGGAUGAGCACCCUGAACUGAAAGAGAAAUUGAUGAACAGGGUUGUGGAUGAGUCUAUGAACGUCGAGGAUGUCCCAGAUUCUGUCAAUAUCUUUGCAAAUGAAGUGGCGGCCAAGAUCAUGAACUUGACAGAGUUCUCCAUGGUAGACGGUGUCUGGCAAGCCCAGAGCUACUCUCGAAAUCGAUUACUGGGUGAUAGGUGGAACCGCCUGAAGGCCUCCAGCUGUGAAAGCAUUCCAGAGGAAGAUGCUGACACCAGAGCCUAUGUAAAUAGCCUGGGUUUGGUGAGUACCUUAAGUCAGCCGGUGAGCAGGGCCAGCUCUGUCUCCAAACAAUCCAGCUGUGAGAGCAUCACUGAUGAGUUUUCUAGGUUCAUGGUGAACCAGAUGGAAAAGGAAGGGAGAGGCUUUGAGUUACUGCUGGACUACUAUGCUGGCAAGAACGCCAGCAGCAUUUUGACCUCAGCUAUGCAACAGGCAUGCCGGAAAAAUGACCACCUGAGUGUGAGACCCAGCUGUCCCUCCAAGCAGUCCAGCACAGAGAGCAUAACUGAGGAGUUCUACAGGUACAUGCUGAAGGACAUUGAAAGGGAAAGUAAAGAGAACCCUGCAGCCAGAAGAAGCAGCCAGGAUUGGACUGCUAGUCUCCUUCCUCCUCUCUCUCGAGCUCCAUUUUGUCAUAGACAGUCAUCCAUGCCAGACAGCAGAUCGCCAUGCACCAGAUUAACAGUGAAUACACCUGUCAAAGCCAACUCCUUAGAUGGCUUUGCACAAAACAGCCAGCAAGAUUUCUUAAGCGUCCAGCCAGUCAGCAGUGCUUCCUCCUCGGGUCUCUGCAAAUCGGACUCUUGUUUAUAUCGUAGAGGUGGGACAGACCACAUCACAAACAUGCUAAUUCACGAAACGUGGGCCAGCUCCAUUGAAGCCCUCAUGAGGAAGAACAAAAUCAUUGUUGAUGAAGUCCAGGCAGCUGAUAUUAAGCCUACUUCCAGUGGCUCUCCCACUCAAGAGGACGAGUGUACCAGCAGAGGAGCUUCGAGCAGAGUGAAAAGUGGGCCAUCGCUGCUCAUCCAGGGGUCUGUGGACUACCCGAGGAAAGACUUCAGCAAACAUUCCUCCAUGUCAUCUGCAAGCAAAGCUGCUUCCCUUACAACCAACAACAGCAUAGAUUCUACAAAGGAACUUUCCGUGUGCCAUGAGGCUCUCUCUCCAAACCAUACCCAGCGAUCCCUUUGCUCAAGGGAAGUGCCUCUAAUUCAGAUUGAAACAGAUCAAAGAGAAGAGUGUGUUGGAGGACAACCUGAAGAUGUCCUUUCCCAAAGCAGCCUCCAUGAGGAAGCUGAGGAAAAUUCCAGUGAAGAAAAACAUCCAGACGUGAUGAGGGACAGAGACCUAGAAGGGAGUAUCUGCCAGAACCAUAGUGAAAGCCAUGAUGCCACGGACACACCAGAGGCUGAAGUCUCGACAGAAGCCAGAGACCCCGAUGAGUUUCCCAGCCCUCCUAGCAGCAGUGAGGAAAGCACUGGCAGCUGGUCCCAGCUGGCCAAUGAGGAGGACAACCCUGACGACACUAGUAGCUUUCUACAACUCAGUGAGCGAUCCAUGAGCAAUGGCAACAGUAGUGCCACUAGCAGUCUUGGCAUUAUGGACCUGGACAUUUAUCAGGAAACCAUGCCAUCUUCUCCCAUGAUUAAUGAAUUAGUAGAAGAAAAGCAGAUCCUUAAAGGACGCUCAGAACACAUAAAGGAAUGUGCCUCUGGACUACCGGUGGGAACAACCAGCCACCAGCGGAACCUGCUGGUGAUCAACUUUGACCUGGAGCCAGAGUGUCCCGAUGCUGAGCUCCGAGCCACUCUGCAAUGGAUAGCUGCCUCUGAAAUUGGGAUUCCCACCAUCUACUUUAAGAAAUCUCAGGAAAGCAGAAUUGAAAAGUUUCUAGAUGUGGUGCAGCUGGUUCAUCGGAAAUCCUGGAAAGUGGGGGAUAUCUUUCAUGCCAUUGUCCAGUACUGCAAAAUGCACGAGGAAAGGAAGGACGGGACCCCGAGUCUCUUUGAUUGGCUCUUAGAGCUGGGAUAA
Molecule: messenger RNA, 4983 nt
Organism: Chrysochloris asiatica (Cape golden mole)
Lineage: Eukaryota; Metazoa; Chordata; Mammalia; Afrosoricida; Chrysochloridae
Gene: SPHKAP
Product: SPHK1 interactor, AKAP domain containing
Exons: 11
Coding region: 1-4983 (1660 amino acids)
Cellular component (GO): cytoplasm
Molecular function (GO): protein kinase A binding
Source: RefSeq, a predicted model, not a curated record